ACCAGUUUAAACCAGUGACUUCACGGAGGGACUGUAACAUGCGGCUAUAUGUGUGGUUAGGUGGCGUACGCACGCAUUCAUAGCCGGACAUAGAGAGCCGAUAAAACCAGCAGGUGCGCACAGCCGGUCCUCUCCGCCUCAGUGACGUCAUCGCACCGCCGUCAUCGUCAAGCUCAUUCUAGCGGCGGCUAAAGUUGAUUGACCCUUCUCUCGCUCACACAGGGAGGCAAUCACGCCAGCGAACGUCCUGCGAAAAAAGACAAACGGCUUAGUGUUUACCCGAUUAGAGCAGAACGAGGUUCACCGGCGUGUGAAAUUGAUUUCAUUUUUUUCCUUGCCGCUCGUUUUCUGUGAUCGAUUAAAUUAUUAAGACAUAGAGAUGACGUUCGCGAGCGAGAAACACGUCGAGGCGCGACGACGACGACAAAGAUGACGAUGAUGACGACGACGACAACGAUGAUGAUGCACGCGGCGGCAGGCGAAAAACGAACGUCUACUAUCGUCAACGUCGAUAUUGUCAUCACACGUCGACGCCAUCCGCGUGACGGCGCGGAGUAGAGUACCGGACAUCCGCACUUGUCGGCAUCUCUGUCGCAUUUCGCGUCGGCGGGGACACGCGGCAGUUGUCGUGCUGUGAGUCAUGCCGGAGUCUCGGUCACGCCCCGACGCGCGACAACCCACGCCGAUGGGAUGAGUCCUUACCAGCGGCCGAGAUAAUGGAUGAUGUGCUGUCAACCGAUAUUGGUGACAUCGGCGCAGCGACGACAGCUAACGACGCGACGACGACGACGACGAGCAUCAAGUGCGUUCCACUUCCGUGUGAAGAUCAGCUGAUGGAUAGUGUCUACUACUUCAAGCAGGGCUACUCGUUCGGUGAGCACGGCGAGUUACCGAUCACUGAGGAUAACUUCUACGACAACUACGAUCCUGUGAUCGGACUUAACAUCGCCGCCACGCUCGGCACUUGCAUCUUUCUCUUCGUCAUCUUUCUCAUUUACAAGCAUCACAUGAAGAUGAAGCGCAUACAGCGGGAACGCGAGCGCCGCCGUGCGGCAAGAGCGCGCGCUAAGUCACGCACGCGGAGCAUGGAUGUUUCCUCUGAUUGCCGCUCGGAGGCGCUGCGUGUCGUCGGCGGUAGUCGGUCGCGGUCGUCGCUGUCGAUGCGUGGUUCUGUGGUGCAGUACCAGACGCUCGUGCAGGAUCCGACCAACGCUCAAUGUUAUACAGCCGACACAAGCAGCAGCAGCAGACGCAGCAGCGCCGACGACAGUGACGACACGCCGACGCAGAGACGCUCGGGUGACGUCGCUCGCGUCGACGUAGAACGCACGCCGACGCAUCAGACACAAAUUUACGGCAACAAACACAACGACGACGACAACGACGACAACGACGCCGAGGCGGGUCCCUCGACCGACAGAAACGUCGUUGGCGAGUGGCUGAGGACGAGCGACGUCGGCAAGCCGGUGCUGACGACGUCGAGAGCGUUCUCGAUGCCCGGACCGCUGCUGACCGACGAAACGCGACGCCGCUUCGACGACGACGACAACGAUGACGAUAGCUGUGUAGGGAAGCCUAGGACACGUGCGCUCAAUUUGUGGCCAAAUACAGGCGGCGGCUCCUCCCGAACGCAGGGGGCGCUGUCGUCACCUUCAAUAAUGCUGGACAUUGAGAUGUGCGCCGACGGUACAGCCGACGGCUUCCACGAGCGGACUAUGCUGCGGUCCGCCAGCAGCAGUGGCGCGCGCGUCGGCAGGGGCGGCGGCGAUAGCGGUGGCGCCCGCAGGAGCAGCGGCGUCGGCAGCAGCGGUGGCGCCCCUUGCGUCGGCAGACGGCAGCUGACGACGGCGCAAUAUUUUAACGAACUGUGUAAAGAGAUUCCCGACUUUCAGAUACACGAAACGAAACUAUAGUGAGGUCGUCGUUCAGAGAAUCUAUUUUUGGAGAGGCCGUGUAUUCUAUUGGCGGUUAUUACUCACAGCGCGUAGUCUGUUAUCCGUUACGCUGUGCCAGAGGCACCGACAACGAAGCCUCUGCCUUUCUCUUUCUCUCUAUCACACACCGAAUAAAUUCACCUGCUUUGAUCACGUUGGCUGACGAUCAUAUGAGGGUAUUGUCACAGGAAUCGUUAUUGUUUGCUUCUAUCACAUUUCUUGCUGAGGAAUGAGAGACUGAAUAGGGUGAACGAAAUUUGCAUUUCUCUCAUGAAUCGAACGUAAUCUUGUUAGAAAAUAAAAUGUGUCUAUAGUGUA
Molecule: messenger RNA, 2252 nt
Organism: Priapulus caudatus
Lineage: Eukaryota; Metazoa; Priapulida; Priapulimorpha; Priapulimorphida; Priapulidae
Exons: 2
Coding region: 717-1913 (398 amino acids)
Source: RefSeq, a predicted model, not a curated record